Molecule: messenger RNA, 371 nt
Organism: Paramecium sonneborni
Lineage: Eukaryota; Ciliophora; Oligohymenophorea; Peniculida; Parameciidae
Source: the annotation of a GenBank genome assembly
AUGUAAUUUAUAAACGAAGGAGUUGAAUAAUUUUAAAUUUAUACAAACAUAUGGGCAAAUGAUGUAGCAUGUAUAAAAAAAUGUUUAAAAAAUAGUGUUUAAAGACAAUUAUAUUAUGGGCUUUAAGGGAAGAUAUAGAAAGUAUGCUUUAGGCGGUUCAACUGGGUUGUUAAUGCUAACUUAAAUAAUUUAAAGAAAUCCAAUAGGAGCUUUACGUGUUGGAUCUAUUGCAUUUCCUGUGCUGAGCUAUUGGAUUUGCCCUGAGAUAUACAAUUCCUUAUUAUGAUAUACGUGUAAAAAAUAAUUAAAAUGUUCGUAAAAUUCGGUAGACAUUCAGUUCGAGUGAAAAGUGUUUCUUUUCAUCCUCAUCG